UCUGUUUAAUUGGGGUUGAUUGCAAUCUAAGAGGCUUCUGGAUACACCACAUUGUCCAUUCCAUCACCAUUGCAAACUCUUGUGCACCCCCUGGUGCUUGCUUGUCUCCAAAACUUCUUUGUGUUGCCUGCUUUGCAGAUUGUCUUCCUUGUCUCUGGUUGCUCAUUAUUCAGAGAGAGGAUCUCAGGUCAUCUGCAGCUGCAGCAAAGGAGAAGCAGGAAAGAUGGCGAUCACCCUGUAGACCGGGCACACGCAUGAGACACAAAACAACUUUUGUAAGAUAGCUUUUUCUGGACAAACCAGUAAGUAAAACGUGAAACCAAAACGUUAAGAUCUCGGCUUUGUUAAUGAUCCAUUUAAGCAAGACGUUGUGCAAUCUGGACAGCGUCUGUGUAAUCAGCUGGAAGAAGCUGAAGGUUUUUUUUUUUUUUAGUUUAGGACCAGUCGUGAAGACUUGGAUCACUGAACGAGAGGGAGAGCGAGCGAGCGAGCGAGAGAGAGAGAGAGAGAGAGAGAAAAGAAAGCUUCUCCGUUCUGGCACUCAGACACGUAGAGCCAGCCAGAUCGUGACCUCUUUAUUUUUUCAACCACCCCUUUAUUUGUACAUUCUUUUGGAGAUCGGGACACGGAAUUGGACCUCCCUAGAGCUUGAGUUUGCGAUCUGAUCCCCAGGAGGGUUUAUUUAGGUAGGUCUGAUCACGGAAUGUCUUGUUUUCUUGUUAGCUAGAUUGGAAAGAGAAGCCAUUGCACGCUUAGCUCUCUUCUCCCAGCGCCAGUCAGAGCUGAGCCUCCAUUAACGACAGCCUGCUUCUGGUCCAAGUCCAGACUUACUCAAUUAAAAGCUCUGUCCAGGUUUUUGCAGCUCGCGUUGGACCACCUUACUCUGUUAAAACCAUAAAGGCUGGAUUUUUUUAACGUGCUUGUCUGGAAGCUCCCCGUUUUCUGGGGGAGUGGGGGAGGUGGGGUGGUCUUGAACUGCAGUUGGUUUCUUUUUAUUCUGCUGCUGGCUGGGGUUUGGAUGUUUGUGCUGCCAGAGCUAAAGUCAGGUUUACCUGAGUUUACAAGGGGUCCAUGAUAAUGGAGGUGCUACAGUGUGAUGGCUGUGAUUUCCGUGCAGAAACGUACGAUGACCUCAAGGCACACAUUCAGGAUGUUCACACAGCUUUCCUGCAGCCGACAGCAGUCGGGGAGGGGAAUUCCAGUCAGCCUGGAUCUGACACUUUAAAUGCUCACAGCCCUAAUGAUGGUGAUGGUGAUGAUGAUGAUGGUGAUGAUGAUGAUGAUGAUGAGGAGGAGGAGAUGUCUGGUUUGAAGGACGAGUGUGGAACCUCAAAUGAAGGAGAAGGUCUUCACCCAUAUCAGUCCAGCUCGAGGCAUUUUACCACUUCUAACCAAAUGUUCAACCAACCAGUUAACCAUACUUCGAAGUCUGUAAGCCAGUUUUUCCAGUGCAAGUUCUGUGUGCGCUAUUUCAGGUCGAAAAACCUUCUCAAUGAGCAUACACGUAAGGUCCACGGUUAUAUUGGAGGCCCAUUGCUAGGUGGCGGGAGUGCCCCAGUUUCACCAGCUCCUAAGCAUUCUAACUACAGUGUUUUAAUGCAUGAUGGCUUUGGGAAGGUUUUCUCCUGCCAGUAUUGUACCUACAAGUCUCCACGACGGGCUAGGAUUCUAAAACAUCAAAAGAUGUACCACAAAACAAACCUGUUAGAAGCACCCUUGCCUGCUCCUGAACCCAUAUCUGAAUCCUCCUCCUCUCUAGUGAUACCUGGGCAAGAAUCCUGCAGCGAUUUGCCAGAGGAAGUUGUUGAGCGCAGCAUUCUGGAGUCGAUGGUCAAGCCAUUGACCAAAUCUAGGGGAAACUUCUCUUGUGAGUGGUGUGGCUACCAGACCCUGCGCAGAGAACGGUGGUGUGACCAUAUGAUGAAGAAGCACCGCAACAUGGUGAAGAUUAUUUCUUCACUUAGCCAGCAACAAGAAGGGAUUAAUGUGGGCCCUUCCAAGCCAGACUCUUCUGCCUCACAUAGGAGCACUCCCAACUCGAGCUUCAUGCCCAAAAAUGUAGGUGGCAAUGAAGGGUCUUCCAUUAGUGUCAGGGGUAGUUCAAUUUUACGGUCCCCUCCUGCCCCGGCAAGCAAGUUUGCUCCUUUUCAGCAUUCACAGAUGAAAUCUAAAACCUCUGCCAGUACUGGUGCCUCACUCUUAUCAGAAAGAUCAUCCUUUGGGAUGUCUGAUUUGUCCAACUCUGGUAUGGAUAUGGAAACCAAUAGCAUGCUCAACGAUUCCAGAAGUAGCUCUGAUGAGGAACUGGGGGACAUGGAUGGCCCAAACCAUUCAAACUCUUUGUCAUCAGAAGUUUCCGGCAAGCAGCUGUUGUCCGAAGAGGAUAACAAAAUGUUGGAAACUAAAGGAAUACCAUUUAGAAGAUACAUGAACAGAUUUCAGUGCCCUUUUUGCUCUUUUCUUACCAUGCAUCGUCGGAGUAUCUCUCGUCAUAUAGAGAACAUCCAUCUGUCUGGCAAGACCACUGUGUACAAGUGUGACGAAUGCCCAUUCAUUUGCACCAGUCCGCUAAAGUUGGGCACUCACAAGCAAUGUCAUGUGGGAACAUCUUCAGAGUGGGAGACCAUGAACUUACAGAAUGAAAGCCUAAACUCUCUAAAUGAAAGUGUGGAGCCCAUGAACGGAGGAAACAUGAACUCCAAAGUGAAUGGUAAAAAGUCAGGAAUACUGGUAGAGCUAAGCCAGGCAAAUCCUCACAGAUGUUCCUUGUGCAACUUCUCAACAACCACCUUGAAAGGUCUUCGUGUUCAUCAGCAACAUAAACAUUCAUACUGUGACAAUCUGCAAGUGCCGAAUUACGAGGGGCUGUCCAAUGAGCAACAGGACUCAGAGCCAGAGACAUAUAGUUCUCCAACGUAUGUGCAGAAAACUCAGACCUCAAUACUAGGCUUCUCUUCCAAAAAGCACUUAGUAACAAAGAAUGCCAGGAAGUCGAUCAAUGACUUGCCUUUAGAUCUGUCGCCUGUCAAAAAAAGAACCAGAAUUGAUGAAAUUGCCAACAAUCUGCAGAGCAAGAUCAGCCAAAACAAGCAGCAGGUGGACUCCGUGAUUAACCUGGAGGAUAUUGAUGAUGAGGAAGAGGAUGAUGAGAAUGAAGUAGAAAUUGAAAUGGAUGAAGAGAAGGAAGAAACAGAAGCUGAGCAGUUGAUGAAAAAUCAGCCAUACAGGUAUCCUAGACACCGGAUAUAUGUUAGAGAAUCAGAUGACUCCCAAAAUGAUGACACUUAUGGUUCUGAUUUAUCAAAAUAUGGUUCCAGUAAUAUGCCACCUAUUGAACUGACCGUGUCAGAUGAAGAGGAUAAUGAUGAUGAUUAUGGUGCUCCUCCAGAGUCCAAAGAACCACACGAAGAGGGUGACCAAGAUAGUAGAGACGCUUAUCAGGAGACCCUUGACUAUAAUGAGGACUCUGGAUCUCUGUUUUACUGCAAACACUGUGAUUACAGCAACAAGUCUGCCCGCAGUGUUAGCACCCACUACCAGCGAAUGCACCCUUACAUAAAAUUUAGUUUCAGGUACAUUCUGGAUCCAAAUGAUCAUAGUGCUGUGUACCGUUGCCUAGAGUGCUAUGUAGAAUAUACAACUUUUGAUGAUCUUAAUCAGCACUAUGGUGAACAUCAUCCUGAAGCCAUUAACGUCCUAAACUUCAACCAGCCUGAUCUGAUCUACAGGUGUCGCUUCUGUCUGUACACCAGCCCAAAUGUUCGAAGCCUGAUGCCACAUUACCAAAGAAUGCACCCCACAGUGAAGAUUAACAAUGCAAUGAUCUUUUCAAGCUAUGUGGUUGAUCAACCUCAGCAGAUGACUGGCGAGUCCCAAACUUUACGAGAAAUCUUAAACUCUGGCCCUAAAAGCUUUGGAACAUCCACACCAGUACCCCGUAGUGCAUCCCAGUCAAGUCCUGUAAGCAAAAGCAUCCCAAAGACAGAAUCUAGUCUAGAUGCAGAAUCUCAAAAAGACGCCACAGUAAAUAAUGUAGUAGUCUAUGACUGUGAUAUCUGCUCAUUUGCCAGCCCUAACAUGCACUCCGUCUUGGUGCACUACCAGAAGAAGCACCCAGAGCAAAAAGCUUCCUAUUUCCGGAUCCAGAAAACCAUGCGUGUAGUGUCUGUAGAUCAUACCCAAACAAAUUCCAACCCAGCCUUUGACGUAAGCACACCCUCCCCUCCAAAGAUAGCUAAUACACCUUCAAUAGAUGUGAACAAAGAAGAAAUGUACUACUGCAAACAUUGUGUGUACAGUAACCGAUCAGUUGUGGGUGUGCUUGUUCAUUAUCAAAAGAGGCACCCAGAAAUAAAAGUCACAGCAAAAUACAUUAAGCAUGCUCCUCCUACCCCCGGUCUGUUGAAGCUUAUGGAUGAGCUGCAAAUUGCACCACCAAAACAGUUUCUGCAGCAGUUUAACAGUGGAUUAGAAGGGUCUAGUUUUUCCCAACAUCAACCUGGUGGAAAUAAGGGAGAAGGAGAGAUGCUGUUCUUCUGCCAGCAUUGCGACUAUGGGAACCGUACAGUAAAAGGAGUGCUGAUUCACUAUCAGAAGAAGCACAGAGACGUGAAAGCAAAUGCCGACCUUGUGCGCAGACAUACAGCAGUGGUCCGCAGCCAGCGUGAGCGUGCUCAGAUGAGCCAGUCUGGGAGUGUGUCGGCCCCAGCCACCAGUUCGGAAAAUGAGAAAAGCAAGCUCUUAAGGUCAUUGAAAUGCAGGCACUGCCCCUAUAUAUCUCCAUAUGUUUAUGCUCUGAAGAAGCAUCUCAAGAAAGACCACCCCACUGUAAAGGCAACAGCUAUGACCAUUUUACAUUGGGCAUAUCAAGAUGGUGUCCUAGAGGCAGGAUAUCACUGUGAGUGGUGUAUCUAUUCUCAUUCCGAACCAAAUGGAUUGCUUAUGCAUUACCAAAGACGACACCCAGAACACAAUGUUGACUACACUUACAUGGCCACAAAACUUUGGGCAGGUCCAGAGACUUCAACUUCCCAGCAGGUGGCAACUCCAGAAACCAAGCACUACCAAUGCAGAGAUUGUGCCUUUGAGGCUUGUUCAAUCUGGGAUAUCACCAAUCACUAUCAAGCUGUUCACCCAUGGGCUGUCAGUGGAGAUGAAUCAGUGUUAUUGGACAUCAUCAAAGGCAAUAUUUCCUCUGAGCAGCAAAAGACACAAACCUCAAAGCCAGAGGUCCAAGUCCCAGAGGCCAGACAGUUUAACAGGCAACCUUCUGAGCAAGAUGAAGAGCCUUUGGAAAUUUCAGUGGGCUCUCCUGAAAUGGCCUCCCAGAUUUCUUAUGCUAGCACUUCAGUGUCUAGCAAUCCAUAUCAAUGUACUGUCUGCUUGUCUGAAUACAAUAGCUUGCAUGGCCUCCUUACUCACUAUGGCAAAAAGCAUCCAGGCAUGAAAGUUAAAGCGGCUGAUUUUGCACAGGAAACAGACAUAAACCCCAGUUCUGUUUACAAGUGCAGGCACUGUCCAUAUGUGAACUCCCGCAUCCAUGGUGUACUCACACACUACCAGAAACGCCACCCCCUAGUAAAGGUCACCGCUGAAGAUUUUGCAGAUGAUGUUGAGGAGGUAAUAGAGCUAAACGAAGGAGAUGAAAAGUGUAAAUCACAAAGGCAGGGGUAUGGUGCCUAUAGGUGCAAGAUGUGCCCGUAUACCCACGGAACCUUGGAGAAGCUGAAAAUCCACUAUGAAAAGUACCACAAUCAACCUGCAUCUGCGAUGUUCAAGACAUCAGCAACAAGUUUUGCUCUAGCUAAAGAAGGACCACUGUCUGAAAACAGUUCAGAAAAUGUGGUGGGGGUGCAGGAGGUGGGUGUGUUUGUUCCAGCUCUUUCCCAGUUCGCUGGUGACAAAGCUGAGACUCACACUGUCUUCAGAUGCCAGCUUUGUAAAUACUUCUGCUCCACCCGAAAGGGCAUAGCUCGCCAUUACCGCAUCAAGCACAACAAUGUCCGAGCUCAGCCUGAGGGCAAAAACAAUGUCUUCAAGUGUGCUUUGUGCUCCUAUACCAACCCCAUCCGCAAAGGGCUGGCUGCGCAUUACCAGAAGCGACAUGACAUCGAUGCAUACUACACCCACUGCCUGGCAGCCUCCAAAUCCGUCGGUGAGAGGCCGAGCAAAAUAGUUGUACCUGUGGCUUCACCACCCGAAAGCCCGGCCUUGAGUGAGGAACUGAGAAUAGCGGUUGAGAAGAGAAGAUGCUCUCUAUGCCCUUUCCAGGCUUUUAGUAAAAAAAGCAUUGUUUCGCAUUACAUCAAACGACAUCCAGGGGUCUUCCCGAAGAGGCAACACUCCAGCAAACUGGGACGUUACUUCACCGUGGUCUACGCCAAGGAACCAGGAAAAAAAAUUGAGGUUGAGGAAAAAACAUUUCCCGAGCAGGCAGAGACGGACCAAGAGAAGGACGCUGAGUGGCUCCCCUAUAAAUGCAUUAAAUGCUUUAAGCUGUCCUUCAACACAGCUGAACUACUCUGCAUGCACUACACAGACCACCACAGCAAGGAUCUAAAACGAGACUUCACAACCAUCCCCAGCAACACGAGCACCAGUAACCAGAGCUUCCAGUGUGCCCACUGUGACGCCAAGCUCUUAAGCAUAGCUGAGCUCAGCACCCACUUGACCAAUCACAAUGAAGAGUUCCAGAAGCGAGCUAAAAGACAGGAGAGGAGGAAGCAGCUCCAGAGCAGACAGAAAGGAAUGGAACCAGUAGAAAGCAAACCAGAGAAGCCUGACAACCAAGCCAAUAACUCCCCCAUUGGCUACAGAUGCAACUUCUGUAUUGAGGUUCAUCCCACCCUGAGAGCAAUUUGCAACCACCUCCGAAAGCAUGUCCAGUAUGGAGAAGUCAAAGCUGGGCAUGUAAAGCAGGAAGUGAGUGAAGCCCCUAUCACUCCUGCAGAGGAAGCAGUGGCCAAUGAGAGUCCAGCAGAGGCAGGGCCUGCAGAGGAAGUCCUGGCAGGUUCUACAGAAGCCCCUGUUGCUGUGCAGAAGGAAAAUGUGGAAAUGGUUCAAAUGGAGGCUGAAGAAGCCACUGAGCCUCAGGAGAGGCCCGCUGGCGGGCAUGCCUGCACACAGUGUGAUCGUGUCUUCAUGUCCAUGCAAGGCCUGCGCUCCCACGAGAGGAGCCACUCUGCACUCGCCAUGUUCACCCGAGAGGACAAAUACAGCUGUCAAUACUGCCAAUUUGUGUCAGCUUUCAGGCACAACUUGGAUCGUCAUGUUCAGUCUCACCACGCUCAGCACAAGCCGUUUCGCUGCAAACUUUGCUCAUUCAAAUCUGCCUAUAUGGGUCGCCUGAAGAGCCACUUCCAUAAAGUUCAUGCAGCAGGUGAGCACACUUACAAGUGUUCCUCAUGCUCCUUCUCCUCCAUGACGAUCAGCCAGCUCAAGGAACACUCUCAGAAGGACCAUGGGGAAGCCCUCACUCUGACCAAGAUGCGUGCCGCCAACCAGUCUGCUUUCAGAGCCCAGAAACCACUCCAGGCGACUGGGCAAACAUUAGAAAUCAACGAAUCUGAUGACUGUUCCUACUCUGAACCUCCGGAUGUACAGCAGCAACUGAGUCAUUACCAGCAAGCCGUCCGCAAUAACAGCAGUGCCAGCCCCACGCCUCGGCCUAGCGCUGUAACCGAAGUCAAACCAGAAGGUCUCCUCACCUGCGAGUUUUGCGAUUUCAGCUCGGGCUACAUGCAGAGCCUCCGUCGCCACUACCGUGACAGGCAUGGUGGGAAGAAGCUGUUCAAGUGUAAAGACUGUUCCUUCUUUACGUGUUACAAGUCUGCAUUCACAAUGCAUGUGGAAGCGGGCCACACAGCCACCCCUGAGGAGGGCCCCAAAGACCUGCACUGCCCACUCUGUCUCUACCACACCAAAUACAAGAGCAAUAUGAUUGACCAUAUUGUCCUGCACAGGGAGGAGCGAGUGGUCCCGAUCGAGGUGUGCCGCUCCAAGCUGUCAAAGCACCUGCAGGGGAUUGUGUUUCGCUGCGACAAGUGCACCUUCACCUGUUCCAGCGACGAGAGCCUGCAGCAGCACAUUGAGAAGCACAACGAGCUCAAGCCUUACAAGUGCCAGCUCUGCUAUUACGAUAGCAAAGAACGGGAGGAGCUUGAGAGGCACCUGCAUGAGGAGCACAAGGUGACCCGUAACUUUGAGCUGGUAGGCCGAAUUAACCUGGACCAGCUUGAGUCAAUUAAAGAAAAGGUGGAGAGCUUAACCAGCGAAGAUGAGGAAGAGGAGGAGGUAGAGGAGGAAGAGAAAGAAGAAGAGGAGGAGGUAGAGGAGGAAGAGAAAGAAGAAGAGGAGGAGGAGGAUGAGGAUGAGGAUGGGGAGGAAAGUGAGAAGAGUGAGAUAAAAGAUGCGCCAGGCUCUCCCGGAAGUGGAGCAUCUGUUUACAUUGAAAAGCGAUUUCCUUGUGAAUUCUGCGGCCGCACGUUUGAACGUUCCUCUGAGUGGGAACGCCAUGUUCUAAGGCAUGGCAUGGCUGUGAAAAACAACAAGAAGGAGGUCACAAGUGUUUUUCAGACAGUGGAAGUUGAAAUGAAGACAAGCAGGGCAGCACCUGUGGCAACAGAAGAUAAAGGUGAAGAGGAUUUAAACAUUCCUAUGGAAGCUGAAAAUCACCAGGCUGAGCUCUCAAACAAUAACGUAAAGGACAACGGGAAGCCAGAGACCAAAAAUUAUACUUAAUAGGAAACGUAGUAGCUUUGAAAUUUUACUUGAAAAAAUUGAAACCAACCAAGGCUGCUUUACAUACAUUUUUCUUAACCUUUGGAGCACUGUUGGAUAACUGUUCUCAGUUUUCAGUUAUGCAUUGAAAAAAAUCUUUGAGCUGUGUUACAUCCUACUUGUACUGGUAUCAUAUUUUAAAAUCGCAGAACCUUAAAAAUGUGUGAUUUGGUCCGUAGGACAGAUACUAAUAUAUUGGUAACCAAUAGUAAAUGGUACAGAAAUGUCAUUAAGGUCCAAUCUGAAAACAGACUUCUAAUGUGUGUUUGGAAUACAGAAAUGUAGACACUUGUAUACUCAUGAAAUAUUCAUGAAUCAUGAACAAAUAUGAGGAUAGUGAUUUCUUUUUUUUAUUUAUUUCUUUUUUUAAAUCCAAAAAAUAUUAAUUAUAUACCAGGUUUUGAGUUUUAAAUUAUCACUCCAUUAAUGAAUAGUAAGCAUGCUAUUUAUUUGCCAGAUGAUUCGGUAGAUUCUUUACUUAUACAGUAUAUGACUAGAAUAUCUACAGUUUAAUAAUAAAAUUGCAAUUUUGCCCUGAUGUUUAAAAGCACAGCAGGCUCCUUUAACUGAUUUGUAAGGAUUUGACCUUAACGAUGAAUAGUUAUUUUAUUUGUGUUACUUUGAGUAGUUACUUCAGUGUUAAUCUCAAAGAGCAAAUAAAUAUAGGAGAUAUCUGUAUAUGUUUUAUAUUUAAUUUAAAUGCAUUAGCAGUUUCCAAAAUGUGUGUAGCAAAUUGCUACGUUAUUCUCGGUUUGUCUUCUUGUAUCCCCCAGCUUUGUUUUAGUUGAUGCACCACCAUUGUUUCAAACACAACAUUGUCAUUACUGAAAGCCAAUUCUAUCCCCCACUCGCUGGGAAGUAAGAUUGUAAUGAAAGUCUUCUGUGAUAGAAAGGGAUAGCUUGAACAUGGCACCUUGAUUUAACCAUGAACAGUUUUCGCCUCUGUAGCUGACGAAACCACUUGGUUCAUUGUUGUCCGUUAGGUGUUAAUGUAAAAAAAGGCAGCCAUUUUCUUACAGCUGCUCUCUUUAGCACAUGAUAGCCUUUAUGAUUUUACCUCAGAACUAAAAAAAUGUAAGUUCUUCCCUUUAGUGUUUAUAUAUAUAUAUAUAUAUAAUAUAUAUAUAUAUAUAUAUAUAUAUAUAUAUAUAUAUAUAUAUAUAUAUAAAAAAUCAGAAACUAGGAGUGAACACAAUGAAUGCCCGUAUAAGUUUCAUAUUUCAUGAAAGCAACCAAUUACAAAAAAAAAGUCUUUAACAAACAGGAAAGGGUGAUAAUACUAAAUAUUGCUGGAGAAGGAGUGUUUGCACUGGAUGGUUGUGCAUAAAAUAGCAUUUGUAAAAAAUGCCUCAAGCUGAAUUUGUUGGUGUCUUUUGAAAAUAAUAAUAAUCUUGUGGUGAUUUUUUUUGUUUGUUUUAUUAAAAGUCUUUAAAGGAAAUGUAUGUUUCGCUUCUGACGCUUUGACUAAUGUGAAAAUGAGCAGUGUCUGUAAAAGAUUGCUGCUCAAACCCCUGAAGCCUUAUUAGAACGUAAUAAUAAUUGUUGUGAAAUCUUUUUUGGCACUUAAUUAAAGAGCUUACCAACACCAGUAGUACUAAUAAGCAAAAGUGAAAGAUAAUAUCACCAAAAGCCAUGAUUAUUAUACAGAUACUUUUAACUCCAGAUACCAUUUUACCACUGGGCCUUAAGAAGUGAAAAUGCUUUCAAACCCUGACCAUUCCUUCAACAUUGAAAGAUGUGACUAGGCCUAUAUAAAUAAAAAAUCAGAAAAACUAUUUUAAGCUUUGAAAUUGAUAACACACUGGAAACUUGUAUAUAUUUGCUGUUUUUUUGUUUUGUUAUAUAUAAUAUAUAUAUAUAUAUAUAAUAUAUAUAUAUAUAUAUAUAUAUAUUUAGGACUUAACCAUAGUUUGAUAUAGCUUUUCCAUCAGGGAUUUCCUUUCCUGUGAAAUGAAUUCCUGAAGGUGAAUUGUGACAGUUACCUAGAAUGGAUUAUGCUUUUCUUCCAUUUAUUUCUGGAUACUCUGUAAAUAAUGUAAUUCUUUUUUUUUAUUAACUUGUUAAUAAAGUUAUCACAUACCAGAUAACAUUAUUCUGAUGAAAAGACCAGUGUUUGUUUUUAUACAGUGUAUGAUAGAGAGAGCAGGGGGUAUUCGAAAUGGACAGAACACACUCAGCAGGAAAAGUAAAUGCAAGAUUUAUUGUACAGGGAGGCUAUUAAACUUCGCCAAGAAAGCUCA
Molecule: messenger RNA, 11018 nt
Organism: Acipenser ruthenus (sterlet)
Lineage: Eukaryota; Metazoa; Chordata; Actinopteri; Acipenseriformes; Acipenseridae
Product: zinc finger protein 462-like
Exons: 13
Coding region: 1072-8739 (2555 amino acids)
Biological process (GO): regulation of gene expression
Cellular component (GO): nucleus
Source: RefSeq, a predicted model, not a curated record